UUACGUAGCGACCGGACAGCGUGCAUGUGCAGUAGUUGCGUAAUGACCGAGCUUGGUUCGUCCAUGUUCUGAUCGUCAUACUCGGACCUAUCCGUAGCUGGUCUGGGUAUGUUUCGAAUGGCUUAUGUUUGAUCUAAAUAGAAUUCGAACGAAGCUUUAUCUCGGGAACAUACGUUGCGACGUUUUCUUGACCGAGCAUGAUUUGUUGCGGAAAAACAUACUUGUAUUCUGCGGGGAUCUGGACGUUAACUUCGUCGUAACCGUUUUCGACCCCAAUAACGGACUUUCAGAAAUUGAUUCCGUUGUGACCGAUUUUGACCCCAACAAUGAUAGAUACUCGUUUUGGAGCUGGGUGUUACCCCACUCUGUCUCUGAUUUCGAUCACUAUCUUGACUGGGAAGGUAUGUUACCAAUCUCUUGGGAUACAUGUUUCGGAGCAGGGUGUUACCCCACUUUGUCUCUGGAUUCCAUCUCUUUCCUGGAAUUAGAAUUGUGUAUUAAUUGCCUGUUGAUAAAACGUGAAGUUCUGUGAGUUGGAGAGACAGACACACAAGAAGCCUAACGUGUGUUUCCAGACCAUACAGCUGAGUGCGAAAACAGAGUUGGGUUGACUGAAUGAACACAGCAGAAUCUCGUUUGUGACAGCUACUCGGCUGAGAAAUAGCUACAGACUUGGGUUGACUCAUUGAUUUCAAUAAAAAACGGUUUUGGUAGCUAGAUGUGUGGUGAAAUCUUUCUUCAGUGACUAUACCCCCGAGAUGCAGGCAUCAUACCCAUCAAUGUCUAUGUGUAUAAGGCUGGCUAUCAUCACAAUUCUCAUAACUUUCGUACUCUCAUACGAAUGUAAGUGAAGUUUAUGCUCCUGGUUACAUGCAUGAGUUACACAUAAGUUCUAUUGCAUCACACACAGUGUAUUAUUUGCGAUUAUUUUAUUUGAGUCGAGUUACUUUAUUUGGGGCUAAUGUUUUAAAUUGAGUGAAAUUAGGUCAUCGGUUGUGUCACUCUAAAAAAACAGUUUCCGACACAUCUCACUCCCAAAUCGAAACAUGCAACCCACCCGAAGAAGCUCCCGAUUGUAUGAGAGAGGAACAUCUACUUCGGCUCCCUCCGCCGCUGGUCCUUCCGGAUCUUCCCGCAAACGAAUCCGGAAGCAACGGCGAGAGAUCACUCCACCGCCAUCUUCUCCGCCUGCUGCAUAUACGUCUUCCUCAUCUACCGACGACGAGCUUGAAGCCUUUCAACCCAAAGAGCCGCGUUAUCAAGCAAGCCGUGCUAUCUUCCAAGCACGAAAUCAAGAGAACCCCAAGAUUCUUCGUUCCAACAUCACUCUGUUCUCGAGUCGCUUCGUCACGAGCAAUUCGGCUGAGAGGUAUGAAAAAUUGGCUCCACGUGAGUUUGUGAUUCAACAGAGGUUAGAUGUGAAUGAUGAGAACUUGUUUGAUGUGAAACGGGUGGUAGUUAGGUCGGGUUUGAUCUACACUCUGAUUGAUAGUGAUUUGUUUCACCCUAAUGUGGUGAAAGAGUUUAUUGCCAAUUUGGGUGCUGCUGAGGAUAGAGGAAAUGGUGUUGUUGUGUUUCUUCGUGGGUCUAUGGUUGAUUUCUCGCCUAGCCUGAUUAAUGCUCUGUAUCUGGUUCCGGGAUUUGAAGAAGAUCAUGACUACUUGGCCGCAGACAUUGAUCGAGUGUGCUCGUUUUUUACGGAUAAUCGUGUGCAGCGGUGGGAAGCCAUGAGCUCCAAGUAUCUGACCCCGACGAAUCAAGUCCUUUACAAGCUAGUGUGCUCAAAUUGGAUUCCCACCACCAACUACACGUCAAUGAACCAGGAACGACUCAAGUUUCUCUACAUGCUUCAUCAUCACAGAAGUUUUGACUUUGGUCAGAUGGUCUACGAUCAAAUCAUCAUCUUUGCAGCUAACAUCAACACUGACAGGUCUCGGAGGAUCAUUUUCCCUACAUUGAUUCAGCAAGUUAUUGACUAUCAACGUACAGUGCUGUCAUUUGAAGAUGAUGAAGAGUAUACCGGGUAUCCGAAGCUGGUUGUCAAAGACAAAAAGGCAGGCAGAGGGCAAGGGGCUGACUCAAGGUCCGUGGAUCUUCUGGCUGACAUUGAGCGAACCAUAGCUGAUCUUAAAAGCAUUCGGAUUCACUUGAGGAGGGGAGAAUAUCCACAGUAUCCUCGUCAAACCCCACAGGGUGAGGAGGAAGAUGAAGUGGAACUGGAUAGUGAAGAGAGUGAGAGUUUCUAAUGAGUGAAUCUAUUGUUUCUUACUCUAUGCACUUUGUAUUGAACCUAGAUGUUGUAGUCUGCAUCGUACUAUUGUUUUUGCUUCUGUUUGCUUGUGUGAUUUGAAACUCUUAAUUUCUUAAGUGUGUGGUGUUUCCGCUCU
Messenger RNA from Brassica napus (rape), 2387 nucleotides. RefSeq lists its product as uncharacterized. The transcript is spliced from 2 exons. NCBI's taxonomy places the organism in Eukaryota, Viridiplantae, Streptophyta, Magnoliopsida, Brassicales, Brassicaceae. The record is from RefSeq and is a predicted model, not a curated record. Bases 1047 to 2246 code for a protein of 399 amino acids.